AUGAGCUCGAAAGGCUGGAGCAACGUCAACGUUCUCACCGACGAGGAGAUCGUCUACUUGGACACUACAAGUGCCACUUCUGCCGGCUCGCCGUCCGUUGAUGGCACGUUCUCGGAAAGCGACGACGGCGACUUUGUCCUCGUGCCGCACACGCCUCUUGCGUCUCGCAACCCCGCCUUGCCCUUGCCUGCCUCCUCAUCUGCGCCCGCUGUAGCCCCUGUGCCCGAGGAGAAGGAGAAAGUUCAUGGAACGGACGAUGCCGAACUGGAAACCGCGCUCGCGUCCCUCUCGCUCACGCGCACGCCCAAGCCCCAGAAGAAGCAGACCCCGAGCCCAAAGCAGCAGCGGCAAAUCCCGAAGCCGACGGCAGCGCCCGUCUCGCCGAGUGCGAAGCGCCGCCGCCGGCGAGCGCGCACUGCAUCGCCUACGCCUUCUGAGCUUUCCAUCUCGCGCUGCUCGGCCGCCGCAGUACCGGGUUCGGCAUAUCCAUCACCGCCUGUAUCGCCUGCACCCUCCGCGCCUUCUACGGCCUCACGUGCGCCAAGUGUAGCCUCGUCUUACCUUGCACCACCUACGGUGCCGAUGUCUAGGCGGGCACGGAAGCGUCUUGCUGCCCAACGCGCGAAGGGCCAGGGUCUCGGCCAAGGGGUCGUCGAUGACUUCAGCGAUACGACAGGGAUGAGCGUUGUCGAUGAUUUCUCGGAUACGCUCAGCGAGUUGAGCGACUCGGAUUGCGACGAGCGUGCAAGAGACAUGGCUGUCGUCAAGGCGCAGCAGUACAUCGCAUCAUAUCUAGCAAACCCGCCACCUGUGACCAAUAACGGGAUGCUUCUCCCGCUUCUGCAAGCUCUUAUCGUCGAACUUGGCAUCCUAUCUUCACCGUCGCCGUCCACUGAAUCGACGCUGGUCGUGCCGCGCACAUUGACCGCCGCACGCGCCCUCCUCAAGUCUCGCGCAUUCAUAAGUGUACGCGAGUACCUUGUCGCGCGCGAAGAAGGGCCCGAUGCGCUCGCCCGCGUGAUGCACCCAUCACGCGGCGCGCUCGUCAAAGCGCUCAGGAAGCAGAGCGAUCAACGAGCCCCAAAGGACUGGGUCAAGAAGUCCGGUCUGGGAGUGUUGCUCGUCGAUCUGCACUUCUGA
This is a messenger RNA of Peniophora sp. CBMAI 1063, 1140 nucleotides long. Lineage: Eukaryota; Fungi; Basidiomycota; Agaricomycetes; Russulales; Peniophoraceae. The record is from the annotation of a GenBank genome assembly.